This is a messenger RNA of Dictyostelium discoideum AX4, 693 nucleotides long. RefSeq lists its product as hypothetical. Bases 1 to 693 code for a protein of 230 amino acids. The transcript is spliced from 2 exons. NCBI's taxonomy places the organism in Eukaryota, Evosea, Eumycetozoa, Dictyosteliales, Dictyosteliaceae. The record is from RefSeq and is a predicted model, not a curated record.
AUGUUUUUACCAAUGGAAGAAAUAAUUAAUAAAGCAGAUAAAUUACAUGACCAAUGUAAACAUGAUGAAAUCAUUGAAUUUAUUAAUCAACAAGAGGACCAAGAUAAUGUCAAUAAGAAUGUUGAAAUCAAUUGGAGAUUAGCUCGUGCAUAUUAUAAUCAAAGUGAUUUAGAAGAAGAUAGAGAUACAAAAUUAAAAUAUAUUCAAACUUCAUUAGAAAUAAUAAAUAAAUUCAUACCAACUAAUGAACAUCCUGAUUUAUAUAAAUGGUGGGCAAUUUCAACAUCAGGAUUAGGUGAAUUUUUAAGUUCAAAAGAAAAAGUGGGAAAUGCACCAAAAAUUCAAGAGUAUGCAUUAAAAUCUUUAAAUUUACGACCAAAUGAUAGUAUAACCUUAUUUUUAUUAGGAAGAUGGAGUUAUUCAGUGGCAUCAAUAAGUUGGAUUGAGAGGGGUGUUGCAAAUGCUUUAUUUGGUAAAGUGCCAAAUGCAACAUACCAAGAAGCAUUGGAUUAUUUUUUAAGUUCCUAUCAAAUUGAUCCAACUUUAAUUAGAUGUAUAGUUUCAAUCGCUGAUUGUUACACUCAAUUAAAACAAUAUGAAAAAGCAAAUGAAUAUUACACCAUUGCUGCCUCAAUGACACCAAAGAAUAAAUUUGAAGAGAAAUUCGUUUUAGAAGCAAAAAAUAAAAUUUAA